Molecule: messenger RNA, 2466 nt
Organism: Drechmeria coniospora
Lineage: Eukaryota; Fungi; Ascomycota; Sordariomycetes; Hypocreales; Ophiocordycipitaceae
Product: putative transitional endoplasmic reticulum ATPase
Exons: 6
Coding region: 1-2466 (821 amino acids)
Biological process (GO): mitotic spindle disassembly; autophagosome maturation; retrograde protein transport, ER to cytosol
Cellular component (GO): cytosol; VCP-NPL4-UFD1 AAA ATPase complex; nucleus
Molecular function (GO): ATP hydrolysis activity; polyubiquitin modification-dependent protein binding; ATP binding
Source: RefSeq, a predicted model, not a curated record
AUGGCAUCCCAACCUGACGAACACAAGAAGAAGGUCAACUUGACCGACCCUUCCGGCGCCGACAUCAAGCACGAGGAUGCUACGGCGACGGCAAUUCUUAAGAAGAAGAAGAAACCCAACCAACUGAUGGUGACGGAUGCCGUCAAUGAUGACAACAGCAUCAUCGCCUUGUCCGAGGCCACCAUGAACACUCUUGAGCUCUUCCGAGGCGACACCGUCCUCGUACGAGGCAAGAAGAGGAAGGACACGGUGCUGAUCGUCCUGGCUGACGAUGAGCUCGAUGACGGCAGCGCCCGCAUCAACCGUGUCGUCCGCCACAACCUCCGCGUCAAGCACGGCGACAUGAUCACCAUCCACCCUUGCCCCGAUAUCAAAUAUGCCAAGAGAAUCGCCGUUCUACCCAUCGCCGACACCGUCGAGGGCAUCACCGGUUCCCUCUUCGAUGUUUUCCUCGCCCCCUACUUCCGCGAGGCGUACCGGCCCGUUCGCCAGGGUGAUUUGUUCAUCGUCCGAGGUGGCAUGAGACAAGUCGAGUUCAAGGUCGUCGAGGUCGACCCCCCGGAAUACGGCAUCGUUGCUCAGGACACCGUCAUCCAUUGUGAAGGCGAGCCUAUUGAGCGAGACGAGGAAGAGAAUAACCUGAACGAGGUCGGCUACGACGACAUUGGCGGCUGCCGCAAACAAAUGGCGCAGAUCCGCGAGAUGGUUGAGCUGCCGCUCCGCCACCCGCAGCUCUUCAAAUCGAUCGGCAUCAAGCCCCCCCGCGGUGUCCUCCUCUACGGUCCUCCCGGUACCGGCAAGACGCUCAUGGCGCGCGCUGUCGCCAACGAGACCGGUGCCUUCUUCUUCCUCAUCAACGGUCCCGAGAUCAUGUCCAAGAUGGCGGGCGAGUCCGAGUCCAACCUGCGAAAGGCGUUCGAGGAGGCCGAGAAGAACUCCCCCGCCAUCAUCUUCAUCGACGAGAUCGACUCCAUCGCCCCCAAGCGAGAGAAGACGAACGGCGAGGUUGAGCGUCGUGUCGUUUCCCAGCUGCUGACGCUCAUGGACGGCAUGAAGGCCCGCUCCAACGUGGUCGUCAUGGCUGCCACCAAUCGCCCCAACUCCAUCGACCCCGCCCUUCGACGAUUCGGCCGUUUCGACCGCGAGGUCGACAUUGGCAUUCCCGACCCUACGGGCCGUCUCGAGAUCCUCCAGAUUCACACCAAGAACAUGAAGCUUGGCGACGAUGUCGACCUGGAGCAGAUCGCGGCCGAGACCCACGGCUACGUCGGCUCCGAUGUUGCCGCCCUCUGCUCCGAGGCCGCCAUGCAGCAGAUUCGUGAGAAGAUGGACCUCAUCGACCUCGACGAGGAUAAAAUCGAGGCCGAGGUCCUCGAUUCGCUCGGCGUCACCAUGGAGAACUUCCGCUUCGCCCUUGGCGUGUCCAAUCCGUCGGCCCUUCGCGAGGUCGCCGUCGUCGAGGUUCCCAACGUCCGCUGGGAGGACAUCGGUGGUCUCGAGGGUGUCAAGCAGGACCUCCGCGAGAGCGUCCAGUACCCUGUGGACCACCCCGAGAUGUUCCUCAAGUUCGGCUUGUCUCCUUCUCGGGGCGUGCUGUUCUACGGUCCUCCCGGUACGGGUAAAACCAUGUUGGCCAAGGCCGUCGCCAACGAGUGUGCCGCCAACUUCAUCUCCGUCAAGGGCCCCGAGCUUCUCAGCAUGUGGUUUGGUGAGUCCGAGAGCAACAUCCGCGACAUCUUCGACAAGGCUCGCGCCGCCGCGCCCUGCGUCGUUUUUCUCGACGAGUUGGACUCGAUCGCCAAGGCCCGCGGCGGCUCCGUCGGCGACGCCGGUGGUGCUUCCGACCGUGUCGUGAACCAGCUCCUGACCGAAAUGGACGGCAUGACGUCGAAGAAGAACGUCUUCGUCAUCGGUGCCACCAACCGUCCCGAGCAGCUCGACCCGGCCCUGUGCCGCCCCGGCCGUCUCGACUCGCUCAUCUACGUGCCCCUUCCCGACGAGCCCGGCCGUCUCGGCAUCCUCAAGGCGCAGCUGCGUAAGACCCCCGUUGCCUCGGAUGUCGACCUCGGAUACAUUGCCAGCAAGAGCCACGGCUUCUCCGGUGCCGAUCUGGGCUUCAUCACCCAACGUGCCGUCAAGAUUGCCAUCAAGGAGGCCAUCACGCACGAUAUCGAACGCUUGAAGGCUCGCGAGGCGGCCGGCGACAACAUGGACGUCGACGAUGAGGAUGUCGAGGAUCCCGUUCCCGAGCUGACCAAGGCUCACUUCGAGGAGGCCAUGCAGAUGGCUCGCAGGUCGGUCACCGAUGUAGAGAUUCGCCGAUACGAGGCCUUCUCCCAGCAAAUGAAGAAUGCAGGCCCCGGUGCUUUCUUCAAGUUCCCUGGCGAGGGCAACGAUGGCCAGACCGGCGGCGAUGCCGGCAACGGUUUCGGCGAUGCCGGCAACGACGACGAUCUCUACGACUGA